This is a messenger RNA of Abrus precatorius (Indian licorice), 1499 nucleotides long. RefSeq lists its product as uncharacterized. The record is from RefSeq and is a predicted model, not a curated record. The transcript is spliced from 8 exons. NCBI's taxonomy places the organism in Eukaryota, Viridiplantae, Streptophyta, Magnoliopsida, Fabales, Fabaceae. The coding region runs from base 117 to 1283 and encodes 388 amino acids.
AGUGAUCGGGAGCAUCCGACGUGGCGGAAUUAUGAUCAGAUAACAGAAAGAGAAGAGAACGAAGGAAGGAAGUUGGUCCGUGAUCCUCUCUGCUCUCUCUACUCUCCGCUGACAAGAUGAAAAUGGCACUGCUGAAGCUAUGGAGACCCACACCCACGCCUGGCACUGCACAACUGUCUUGGCGCUGCUCUGGGGCACCCACAACGCUGGCCUUCACUGCUACCAAUUGGAAUUCGAAUUAUGGGGGAAAGGGAAGGGGAAGGGUAAGGGGAGGAGUGAGAGUGAAAUGCAGCGGAGGCGUGAAUGUUGGGCCAGGAACCCCUGUUAGGCCCACCAGCAUACUGGUUGUUGGGGCUACAGGAACCCUUGGAAGGCAGAUUGUGAGGCGUGCACUGGACGAAGGCUACGACGUCAGGUGCCUCGUUAGGCCCAGGCCUGCUCCUGCCGACUUCCUUCGCGAUUGGGGAGCCACCGUUGUUAAUGCUGACCUCAGUAAACCAGACACCAUUCCCUCCACCUUGGUCGGCAUUCAUACCGUCAUUGACUGCGCCACAGGCCGUCCCGAGGAGCCCAUCAAAACCGUGGACUGGGAAGGGAAAGUGGCUCUUAUACAGUGCGCUAAAGCAAUGGGAAUUCAGAAAUACGUGUUCUAUUCCAUCCACAACUGCGACAAGCAUCCCGAGGUUCCCCUCAUGGAGAUCAAGCAUUGCACUGAGAAGUUCCUCCGAGAUUCUGCCCUCAAUCACAUUGUUAUCCGCUUGUGCGGUUUCAUGCAAGGUCUUAUUGGGCAGUAUGCAGUUCCUAUCCUGGAAGAAAAAUCUGUCUGGGGAACGGACGCCCCCACCAGAAUUGCUUACAUGGAUACUCAGGAUAUAGCUCGCUUGACAUUUGUAGCCUUACGAAAUGAGAAAUUAAAUGGUAAACUUCUUACAUUUGCCGGUCCUCGUGCCUGGACAACCCAAGAGGUGAUAACCUUGUGCGAGAGGCUUGCAGGCCAAGACGCCAAUGUAACUACAGUUCCAGUCUCUAUAUUAAGACUCACUCGUCAGUUGACGCGCUUUUUUGAGUGGACAAAUGAUGUUGCUGACAGAUUGGCAUUUUCGGAGGUCCUUACUAGCGAUACUGUUUUUUCUGUUCCGAUGGCGGAGACAUACAAUCUUCUUGGGGUGGAUUCGAAAGAUAUAAUUACACUAGAGAAAUAUUUGCAGGAUUACUUCACAAACAUAUUAAAGAAAUUGAAGGAUCUGAAAGCCCAGUCAAAGCAAACGGAUAUUUACCUCUGAGAGAUUAUUUGUAAUUGAAAACGAGGUGACAAUGUAGAUAUCUAGAAAUUUAAUUGAGAUGCUCUGGCAACGUAUAUUUAUUUUAAUUUUUUUUGUAAUUCUGUUAUUUAAAUCACUAAAAAUUAAUAUUGUAUGUGAUAUUAUGUAUAUAUAUUUUUUUUUAUGUAUGCAGUUCAAAAAUACAUUAAAAAUAUAAAAGGAGAUCAAUUGCAAUAG